ACAAUCUUCUCGCGUGGUUUGCGAAACUAUUUCACGCGAGACUACACGAGACGGAUUGAAAGCGUUUGUCGGGAUUACCUUGAUACAGAUAGAACGUCGCAAAAUGACAGCGUUAUUUCUACUGGGAGCACUUUGUGUUGCGUUGUGUGCGUCAGCCGUGCCGUCAGAUGAAAUACCUAUAGACGGGUCGGCUAUAUGUGGGGAGACAAAACCUGUUGCCAAGGAGGGCGAGUUCACUCUGUUGGGUACUGGAAACUCCUCGACGGCUGACUGCUCCUUCAUGUUUACAGCCGAGUCUGUGCCGGAUCCUGACUGCACACCUGCAUUAUGCUACCUGUUUGAUAUCUAUGCAUUUUUCGAAGACCCUAAAGCUAGUCUUUCAAUAGAAAGCGGGACAGAAGUUCUGACAUACAACAACAAGACGGAAACUCCCCGUAAACCCGUGUGUACGUCGCAUAAGAAACUUACGGUGAUCAUGAGGGAGGAAGCUGGAUAUGUAUUUAACCCUAAGAAACCAAAGGAAGCGUACAAAUUCAGAAUGGUAAUUUACCACAAAUGCGGUGCGAAGGGGUCCGUCCAAAACACCAAGUUUGAAGACGCAAUUCAGCACGCUAAAGGUUACCAUCGAGCAGAAGAAAGAGAAAAUCGUGAGAACAAACAGUUUGUCUCUGGAAUCUUACUGGGAUUUGGACUCGCCAGUAUGUUCCUGGUAGUCCUUCUCAUCGCGUAUUGUUACACCAGGAACAGUCCCAACCGGCCACCAGGCAGGAGUGUUGGUAUGCCCAAAGUUGGAGGUUUCAAGAAAAAGAUGAAGCCAAACGAGCCUUCAGGGCACAAAGAAGUCGAAAUGGGAGUUGGUUAUAAAGCACAAGAUCCUGAGGCAAAACCAGAAUCCGAAGCCCUUUUAACAAGAGGGGCCAGUGACCCGGAAAAACCACCCUUGGACACAGCAACAGUGGAUGAAGUCGAUGAGAAAAAACCUGAACCUGAAUCUGAACCUGAACCUGAACAAGUGGAAAAGGACUUAGAAAAAACGCAAAAAGCAGUUGAAAAUGUAGAAAAAAAUGAGACAAAUGCAGGGGGAGAUAAUUCCGGAAGUGGUGAUACUAAUACAGGGGCAGAUAAUAAUGACGGAAAUGACGCUGGAACAACUGAUUGAUCUGUUUGAAAAUUAGGAAUUUUCUCCCUUUGCAUUUAAAUGACAGCUUUUUUUUUAUAAUUAUACCACUUACACUGCACAAGGUUGAAAUGGAGUUGUGCUAAAAUAAAACAAAAAUGUAGAUAGACACAAAUCAUAGUAGACACGGUUUUGUAGAUAGACACAAAUCAUAGUAGACAAGGUUCUUCUUUUAAUCGACAUUCUGAAUAAAAAAGGAACAGGCACCAGUCAUUAAUUUAGCACUGAGUACAAGCAAUACUACUAGCUUUUUAUAUUUUAUUUUGGGUAGAUUAUUUUUAAUUUAAACAUUCAAAUGCCCAAGUUAAUCGAAAUGUUUACUUAGAAUUUUAGACUGCUUUUGUAAAUUUCUGUAAAUGUACAUUGAAAACAUAAAUCAAUUUAUUUAAAUUGCAUUAACUUAAUUCGGCUUGAUGCAGAUUUGAUUUGGAUUUUUUUAGUUGGAACGAAAAUGUAGGACUCAUUCUAGCUUGCUAUAUCUGAAAUAAUAUUAUUUCAUAAACGAGAUUGCGGAAUACAAUACAUGCGCAUUUUCAUUUUCAGUUGGUUUACCUUUUUUCUUUAUUCAUGGAAGAAUCGAAUUUUAUUUACGCUUUUACCAAUGAAUCUCAGUGUAAAUGUCCAUUAAAAUUUGCUUUAAGAACGAAUUUUGAAAACAUCCUAUUUUCUGCUCAACAACUAAAAUUUUAUUAGUUUUAUAUAGACGUAGAUUGUAUUUGCCCAAUCUUGCGGUGCAUUUUACCCAUUCGUUCAUUCUGGCAUUCAUGUAUAUCAUAUUAAAUACAUACUAUGCAUUUCAUUAUCAUGCUGUUACCAUUUAAAUUUUUAUUAUUCGCAUAUUCUAUACGUAUAUUGGAUUUGUCAUGGAAAGGUUAUUUGCUAUUCGCAGCCAUGCUAUUGUCUUUACAAAACGGACGCUUUGUUGACAAAAAAAGAGAAAUAUUCAACACAUAGAUUUAAUAUCUUUUCGUACCAAAAAUUUAAUUCCUUUUGUAAAAAUGAAUACUUCAGCUCCUCUUUUACAGCUAAGAAGAGCAAGAUUUGAAAGGAAAAUAUUUUUUAAAAUACGAAUUUGCUUACCGAAAGUACAUGUACAAAAAAUCAUGGAUCCAUUUUCAGCAUGUCAUAGAACGUAUACAUGCGCGCAAGUCGGCGUCAGGGCGGCUCUGUUUUCAAGAUCACUAUUUUUCACACAUAAUUUGUAUUUGUGUAGAAAAAAGCAGUGUCUCUUCGUUCUAGGAGGAUAGAAAUUGUUCUAAGCAUCCAUUUUGCAUCCAGAAAGAAAGAUCUGCAACACGUUUUUUACCUCAUAUGGAUGCCAUAUUUGUACAUUCAUUUGGUAUCUUAGUCAUAUUUAGAUAAUAUUUAGAGUUUUAAAAUGUUGCAUUUCUAGACGUUCAUUGUGUAAUUGUUCUGAAAUGCAUUGAUAAUAAUCAGUAGUGAGCUUGUUUUCUGUGAGUGUACGCCGAUAUUAGAUAUAAUUCUUUUCUAUCAGGCAGCUUUCUGUUUUAAUGUACGUAGAUUUAGAAGGCGUCAGUCUAACACAUUUUCUUCCAAAAAACUUGUAAACAGGGAUUGUUCAGUCUGCUUUUCCAUUAUUAGUUGGCUAAAAAUUUUGUCUUAUGUAUAUUGGUAUUCAAAAAUGUGUUCCUUCCUGCCUUGAAUAGAAAAAUACGCCCUUUUGUAAUGGUUGAUUUUUCAAUAGUUUAGGAUUGUGUGUUAAAUUUAUAAUUUGUAUUUUCCUAAAAAGAAAAUAAUUGUGCGCAAAUAGUUCAGUUAUCAUCAAAUAUUGUGUAAGCACGGGCGGACCUAAUGCAUGAAUUAUUACAAAACAUUUCAAUACCUCGAAAAAAUACUUUGUACACUUUUAUACAUUCCUUGAAUUUCGGUAUUUUUAAAGUUGCCUAGAGUAGAUGUGUGUGGUUGUAUGUGAACUUUUAUUAAUGUGUUAUUUCAAUUCGCUUUGAACCUUCCAAUUUGAAAGAAAGGAUAUUCCAUGAGAAGCCAUUACUGGCCACUCGCUAAUUUCCGAUCGGCCUAAAAUUCAAGAAUCUAUGCAAUACCGCAUCGAAAAUGAAACUUGAUUAGUGUUUAAAAUAUAGAUGGUAGAUCAUCGGUAACAUUUAUGCUAAAAAUUCAGAUUAAUACACUGAGGUGUAACCAAUCGUUUGCUUUAUUCUCUUUGAAAUGUCCAUUGUCUUAAGAUCAACUUUGCGGCGGCCCAGUUUUUGAUAUUUCAGCAUAGCAAAUUUUCGAGUCUUUUUUUUUCUCAGAUCAGUUUAAGAACAUUCUGCAGGCAUGACAUGCAUGUUGAUACAUAAAUCUGUGGUCUAAACCUUUAUAGACUAUAAUAAUGAUACAAUGAUUUUUUCUCUUCUCUCAAAAUAUAAUAAAUCGAUACCUAUUGACGACAUGGCGGCAUUGUUAAAAAGAAAACUGUGUUAUGAAUGUAUGUCUAGCACAUGUUAAAACGUCUGCUGAAAAUUAUGCUUCUUGUGUUAAACGGUGACCUUUUUUUAAAUAAAAUUUUGAAACUA
Molecule: messenger RNA, 3714 nt
Organism: Mercenaria mercenaria
Lineage: Eukaryota; Metazoa; Mollusca; Bivalvia; Venerida; Veneridae
Exons: 8
Coding region: 104-1159 (351 amino acids)
Source: RefSeq, a predicted model, not a curated record